AUGAGGAACAUCGCAAAAUGGCGUUGUCAGCUGACGGAAUACGACAUAGAAUACGUGCCCCGCACGUCUAUCAAGGGGCAGGCAAUUGCCGACCACCUAGCAGAAUUCCCGAUCGACGACGACACGCCGAUUAACAUGGACUUCCCGGACGAAGAGAUCCUCCAGAUAGGUGAAGCGAAGGAGGAGCCAACAUGGAAGAUGUACUUCGACGGGGCUGUCAAUUCCGUGGGAUCAGGAGUUGGGGCAGUUUUGGUAUCCCCGGACGGACGCCAUUACCCGGUCGCUGCGAAAGUGGAUUUCUCUUGUACCAAUAACGUGGCCGAGUACGAGGCGUGCAUCCUCGGUUUGCAAGCGGCGAUCGAUUUCAAAGUGAAGGAGUUAGGAGUGAAGAAUCAGUUCGCGGACGCAUUUGCAACACUCGCAUCUAUGGCGAGUAUCUCGGAGGGGAACAUCAUCGAACCUCUCGAAAUCGAAGUGGCCAAAGGCCCGGCCCACUGCAAUGCAAUUGAAGCGUUCGAAGCAAAGUCGUGGUACGAAGACAUCAGGAACUUCUUACAAACGGGCCAAUAUCCCCCGUUCGCCGAUCGCCGCGAUCGAAAGACGCUCAGACGCCUCGCGAUGCACUACUUUCUGAGUGGCGAGAUACUAUACCGCCGCUCCUUUGAUUCCACGCUCCUCCCUGUGGUUGCUCUUGAGGUCUUGCUCCGUGCUGUUGUUGUUACUGCUGCUGUUGCUGCUGCUGCUGUACCUGCGUACCUUUAUGUUGGUUCCUUGUCCUGGGUUGCCACUGUUGUUGCUCUUGAUGUCUUGCUCCCUGCUGCUGCUGCUGCUGCUGUUGCUGCUGUACUUGAGAUGAUUGGGUUUGGAUAG
Punica granatum (pomegranate) is the source of this 870-nucleotide messenger RNA. The record is from RefSeq and is a predicted model, not a curated record. NCBI's taxonomy places the organism in Eukaryota, Viridiplantae, Streptophyta, Magnoliopsida, Myrtales, Lythraceae.